Messenger RNA from Mollisia scopiformis, 312 nucleotides. RefSeq lists its product as uncharacterized. Lineage: Eukaryota; Fungi; Ascomycota; Leotiomycetes; Helotiales; Mollisiaceae. The record is from RefSeq and is a predicted model, not a curated record. Bases 1 to 312 code for a protein of 103 amino acids. The transcript has a single exon.
AUGGCUGUCCCAUUCAUCCUCCCCGUCUUGACAAUGAGCCUUCUUUUUAGCACGUGUCAAUUCUCUCUUUCCCGGAAAUCUGGAGUCGUCAAGAUCCCCAACAGCUUUCCAUAUAUCCAUAUUCCUAACCUCUGCACCCCGCGUUUUGACCCAGACGUCAUCGGAAGCUGUUGCCGUAUAUUACAUCCUCAAGUACCCUACAUGCAGAACAAUAAUGAAGCCCAAGUCCACGAUCCACUUCUCCGAGCACAAGAGGUGGUGCCUGAUAAAGAGGAUAAAGCCCCUGAGGACAUCGGCGAGCGUUUCCACUGA